GAAACAAUUCAUCAUGUCUGCUUCUUCACCACCGGCGCAGGGCCAGGCCAACUCUUCUCACCCGACGGAAAACCGCCAGCAAUCUGACAACGUCAUAGUGGCCUACUACGCCAAGAAGGUGACCGACGUGAAUUCUUUGGAGGAGAUCUCAGAGAAUAUGAACCAGCUUCCUCAGCUUGUGAGCGGCAUGCUGAGUGACGAUCCAAGCGUGCAGUUCGACUGCACGAUCAAAGUGCGCGAGAUUCUUUCCAAGGAGAAGAAGCCACCGCUCGAGGCGGUCGUCGCCAUCGAAAACGGUGCCGUGAUUCCCACUUUGGUCGCGUUCCUCGACCGCGCCGAGAACCCCAUCUUGCAGUUUGAGGCCUGCUGGGCUCUGACUAACAUUGCAGUUGGUGCCAGCGAGUUUGUAGACCGCAUAGUUCAGCAUGGCGCCAUUCCGCGUCUCGUGGCUCUGGUCAGCAACCGGGAUGCGAAUAUCGCCGAGCAAGCUGUCUGGGCGCUUGGCAACAUUGCUGCCGCUUCCCUACAGCUGCGCGACCUCGUCCUCAAGGCCGGAGUCGCGGCUCCCCUCUUCGCCCUCAUUCGCCAUAGUUGCCACAUGGGGGUGAUGCGCACCGCCGUCUGGGCCCUGUCCAACCUCUGCCGCAAAAAGCCUCCGCCACGCCUCGAGCUGCUUCCUGGCGUAGUCGAGCUCUUGCUGAUCCUGCUCUACGUUCGGGACGAGCAGACUCUGUCCGACACGUGCUACACGUUGUUCUUCCUGGCCGACUCUGUCAACCAGUUCCUGCGCACUGGCUUCGUCGAACGCGUCGUGCAGCUGCUUCUCUUUCAAAACUCUGCCGUUGUUCUGCCUGCCCUGCGCCUCAUUGGCCAGAUUUUGGCGGGUGACAACCAGGUCACGCAGCUUGUCCUUGACACCAACGUCCUCGUACAUCUCCCUGCUCUCCUGCAGGGCAAUCACGAAGACAUUCAGGCGUACGCGUGCUUGGCCAUCUCCAACAUUACUGCCGGCACUACCGAGCAAAUUGAGGCUGUUUUCGCUGCCAAUCUUGUUCCGCUCAUCCUCAACCUUCUACGCAAUGGCGCCCCCAACACGCGCAAGGAAGCCGCAUGGGCGCUAGCCAAUGCAUGCGCUGGCGGCUCCGCCACGCAACUUGACCAGCUCAUUGAAGCUGGUGUGUUUUUGCCGUUGUGCGACAUGCUCUCGUGCACGAGCGCCAACCUGGUUCGCACGAUUCUCAUUGCCGUCAACAGGAUGCUGUCCGUCCCCGCCGCCGCAGUCUCCCGUGACUUGCUGACUCAGUUGAAGGCGAACAACUACCACAUUGCCGUCACAGGAUUGACGCGUCAUUCCACAGACGGUGUCUCCGAGAUGGCCACUCAGCUGGCGCGUCUUCAUUUGAAGAACAACGACCCGGUCGAAUCUCCUGCUCCGCCCCAACCGCAAUAGCCUAGUAGCUUGGUGGUUCUACACAACGCGCUUCUUGUCGUCCUGGUGGUCCUGCGCUUUUGGUUUUGAUGCUCAGUGUUCAUUCUGUCUAUUAUAAGACGUUACCGGCC
This is a messenger RNA of Capsaspora owczarzaki ATCC 30864, 1560 nucleotides long. RefSeq lists its product as hypothetical. Gene Ontology annotation, cellular component: cytoplasm; nucleus. The transcript has a single exon. Gene Ontology annotation, biological process: NLS-bearing protein import into nucleus. Bases 14 to 1450 code for a protein of 478 amino acids. Gene Ontology annotation, molecular function: nuclear import signal receptor activity; protein binding. The record is from RefSeq and is a predicted model, not a curated record. Lineage: Eukaryota; Filasterea; Ministeriida; Capsasporidae.